GAGCCUCCCGAGGCAAACCGACGCGGCUAGUCUCCCCGGCAACUGGGACGCCAGACACCCGACCUGGGUGGAGGCCGCACUAGGGGCCGCGAUGGUGUCCAACCCUCUGCAUGGCCUGCCCUUUCUCCCGGGCUCGUCCUUUAGGGACUACACGAAAACAGCAUUUCAUAGAAGCCAGACACUGGGCUACAGGAACGGCUAUGCAGUUGUUCAACCUCCAACAGUUGGGAUAGGCGGGGACCGCCUUCCAGUCAACCAGCUGUCCCCGGCUGAGCUGGAUGAGUUGGCCAGCAAGGCACCAGCUCUAACCUAUGGCCAACCUAAACAGGCCCCACCUGCAGAAUUUAUUCCUGCACAUGUGGCUUUUGACAAAAAGGUGCUGAAAUUUGAUGCUUAUUUCCAAGAAGACGUUCCUAUGUCAACCGAGGAACAUUACAGGAUUCGUCAAGUGAACAUUUACUACUACCUGGAAGACGACAGCAUGUCUGUCAUGGAGCCUGUUGUGGAAAAUUCUGGGAUCCCUCAGGGCAAGUUAAUCAAACGCCACAGGCUUGCCAAGAAUGACCAGGGAGACCAUUACCAUUGGAAAGACCUCAAUCGAGGAAUAAACAUUACAAUUUAUGGCAAAACUUUCCGCCUCGUUGACUGUGACCGAUUCACACAGGUAUUUUUGGAAAGUCAAGGAAUUGAAUUAAAUCCACCAGAGAGGAUGGCUCUCGAUCCUUACACUGAACUCCGGAAGCAGCCUCUUCGUAAGUAUGUCACCCCAUCGGACUUUGACCAUCUGAAGCAGUUUCUCACCUUUGACAAACAAGUUCUUCGAUUCUAUGCAAUCUGGGAUGAUACAGACAGCAUGUUUGGUGAAUGUCGGAACUACAUCAUUCAUUACUAUCUUAUGGAUGAUACAGUUGAAAUUCGAGAAGUCCAUGAACGGAAUGAUGGGCGAGAUCCUUUCCCACUCCUGAUGAACCGCCAGCGCAUGCCAAAAGUUUUGGUGGAGAAUGCAAAGAACUUCCCUCACUGUGUGCUGGAAAUCUCUGAUCAAGAGGUGUUGGAAUGGUACACUGCCAAAGACUUCAUCGUGGGGAAACCGCUCACAAUCCUUGGGAGAACCUUCUUCAUUUAUGACUGUGAUCCUUUUACUCGACAGUACUAUAAAGAAAAGUUUGGAAUCUCCGAUUUACCACGAAUUGAUGUGAGCAAGAAGGAGCCACCUCCUGUGAAACCGGAAUUACCACCUUAUAAUGGCUAUGGACAAAUUGAAGACUCUGCUCAGAAUUGCUUCGUUCUCAUUCCAAAAGCUCCAAAAAAAGAUGUUAUGAAAAUGCUGAUGGACAACGGCAAGGUGCUUCGUUACCUGGCUGCACUGGACUCUCCCAACCCAGAAGACAAAGACCGCCGAUUUAUCUUUUCUUAUUUUCUAGCCAAUGACAUGAUCACUAUCUUUGAGCCGCCUGUUCGCAAUUCUGGCAUCAUCGCCGGCAAGUACCUUGGCAGAACUAAAGUUCUUAAGCCGUCCUCAUCAGUGGAAAACCCCAUCUACUAUGGCCCAACGGACUUCUUCAUUGGGGCUGUGAUUGAGGUGUUUGGCCGCCGGUUCGUCAUCCUGGAUACAGAUGAUUAUGUUUUGAAGUACAUGGAGAGCAAUGCUGCCCAGUAUUCGCCAGAAGCACUCUUGUCCAUCCAGAACUGUGCUCAAAAGCACGAGGCUCCUGCACUGGAAUUAGAAAACAAGCAAACCGAAGAUCCAGGUGAGCAAGAACUAGAAGCAUUGAUAGACACAAUCCGGAAGCAACGGGAACCUCAUCCAUGCAAAGACAACAUUCGCGAAGCAUUUCAAAGUUAUGACCAGGACGCUUCAGGAUAUGUGGACAAAGAGAUGUUCUUUAAAGUCUGUGACUCUCUCAACCUCCCAGUUGAUGAUUCUUUGAUUAAGGAGUUGAUCAGGAUGUGCUCUCACGGAGAAGACAAGAUUAACUACUAUAACUUCCUUCGUGCUUUUUCAAAUGGACCUGGCUGAUGGGACUGGAGUACAGUUUGGAGGUUGGACCCUCAUUUUGAAACACCUUGUACUUUUCAGAGAGGCAUUUACAGGGCUCUUAAAAUUGUGUUUUUUGGUUUCUAUAUUUCAAUACUGAAGUCUGAAUUAAAUUGGAUCUUUUAAGAGCUAA
This is a messenger RNA of Suricata suricatta (meerkat), 2171 nucleotides long. It is a transcript of the gene EFHC1, whose product is annotated as EF-hand domain containing 1. The record is from RefSeq and is a predicted model, not a curated record. The transcript has 11 exons. Gene Ontology annotation, cellular component: axoneme; mitotic spindle. Gene Ontology annotation, molecular function: calcium ion binding; alpha-tubulin binding. NCBI's taxonomy places the organism in Eukaryota, Metazoa, Chordata, Mammalia, Carnivora, Herpestidae. The coding region runs from base 92 to 2020 and encodes 642 amino acids. Gene Ontology annotation, biological process: mitotic cytokinesis; mitotic spindle organization; cilium-dependent cell motility.